AUGAGCUGUGGUCAUGACAGCUUCAUGGCCGACGCCGACCGCCUCACUGGCAAGAAUCCCCGGGCUGAUGACACCUGGGGUCCUCCAUUUCAGCUCCAGUCCUUGCGCUGCUACGACAUGUUUCCCUUCACGCCACACAUCGAAACCCUUGGCGUCUUCGUGCGCGAGAGAGUCGGCGAUGGACGGCGCCCCGAGUCCAUCGAGCCGGACAGGUUGCAAGUGUCGCCCGAGGAGAAGCUGCAGUGCCAAUUCUUCAUCGGCAUCGAGCAGGACGCCGAGUUUAAUGUGCGCCAGCGCAUUUUCGGAGAGCGUGGUCAUCACAUGAAGGUCAUCGCCAAGCAGACGGGGGCCAAGCUGCGACUCCGUGGGCGCGGCUCUGGCUUCAAGGAGGGGCCCGAGCGCCGGGUUUCUUCCGACCCGCUGAUGCUGUGCGUGAGCAGCACUGAAGAUGCAGGACACCAAGAGGCGGUGAGACUCGUUGAGGAGCUGCUGACUGAUGUUCACAACCAGUAUCGUGAGUUCUGUCACUCCACCGGCCGCAGAGCUCCCAAUCUAGAGGUGGUCGUCAAUCAUGGCCCCCGUCCCGGCAGCAGGUAG
This is a messenger RNA of Symbiodinium natans, 597 nucleotides long. The record is from the annotation of a GenBank genome assembly. NCBI's taxonomy places the organism in Eukaryota, Dinophyceae, Suessiales, Symbiodiniaceae.